AUGAAACUAUUUCUAUUAUUUUUCUUAUUAAAGUACUCAGAUUUUGCUUCUUUACCAGUUGUUGAUGCAAAUGCAAAAUGUUCUUAAAAUGAUCUUUAUAUUUUCAGAAAAGAAUCCAUUAUUAGGGGGAAAUACAGAGAUGUAGCAUCUUAAUUUAAUGGAGCACUUAUUCCCUAAGCAAGAGCCAUUCUUUUUCAUGUAACUAAUAUUGACAAUAGUCCUUUAAGAAACUCGCUCUACCCACGCUAUAUUGCUGAUUUGGGACAUGUUAAUGUAUAUCUUCGAGAAUCGGUAAUAGUGCGAUUUUUAUAAAUAAAUUAAAUCAAUCAUGUAAGAUUUUGGAUGUGGGAUACUGAUGAUAGAUAAACAGAAAAGCAAGUAUUUGUAAUAACAGCUGAUCUAAUUGAAAAAGUCAUUUUUGAUGGUAUUUCCAAAUCUACUUUAUAUGUUUUAAAAUUUUCUGAUUAAUUGGCUUCUGGAUUGAAAUUUUACAACAAAGGAGGAAAUAAUCUAGACCAUACUUACAUGACCAUCCUAAAACUAUAAGCCUUCUAAGCCUUUUGA
Molecule: messenger RNA, 564 nt
Organism: Paramecium octaurelia
Lineage: Eukaryota; Ciliophora; Oligohymenophorea; Peniculida; Parameciidae
Source: the annotation of a GenBank genome assembly